AUGUCGUCGUACUCGCCACGACUUAAUGUCAUGCAUGUCCGCCAGAACAUCGGCUGGUGGGAUCUCGGAUCGCAUUGGGUGUUGCGCGACUACCCUGACGACGACACAGCGGGCAAUGAGUAUAUGACCCACGUGUAUCUACGUGAGCAACUGGGCGACAAAAUUCCCCUGGUAAAGGAGAUGCACCUGUUCCCAGCGGGUUCGGUAAACUUCACCGUAGAGUCGCGAGCCCAGGGGAAGCAGCUGAUGGAGGUCUGGGAGAGCCUCUCACCCCAACAGAUCGCCAACUACCAGGAUCAAAUGGUAGACAUCCUCAAGCACAUGCGGCAGCUGACGGCACCACGGCCACAAAAGGUCAACGGCGACAGGCUGGGGAACUGUCUCACCGGCAUAACCAUGAAGGGGCAUGCCCCUUGGUGCUUGGACAUCGGGUAUACCAACGAAGAGUGGAUGGAGAUUCUUGCCGGAGACAUCCGCUACAACCUCGCCCGGAAGCUGAAGAUUGAUGACCCCAAGGUGCUCGAGGAGAAGUUCCAAGAAAUCAAAGACAGUGUGCCGGACGGAGCACCCUACGUCAUGACGCACGCGGAUCUGAAUCUCACCAAUAUCAUUGUCAAGGAUGACAAGAUCGAAGCCAUCAUCGACUGGGAGAUGGCUGGAUUCUACCCGUGGUGGGCAGAAGUAUUCAGAGUCGGCAGAUCCUACCCCCCCGCGGAAGAGUUCUUCAACGGUGUCUUCGAGAGAGUCGACCCCAAGUUGAGAGAGGAUUACUGGGUACCCAAGGUCUUCGGCUGGAAGUUCUUCCAGACCAUGGGUUAUUACCACCACGCAGAUCACGAACCCUCCGACCCGGACGCACACACCGGCGGCUACUUUCGCGGUCCCUUCUGCAAAUGCCACCCGGACCCGGGAUGGAUAGACCCUGUGGCAGUCGGAGUCAAGUUCAAGCAUAUUGCGUGGGAUUGGAGGAAGCUUAUGAAGAAGACCAGUGAAGAAGGAAACUGA
Messenger RNA from Exophiala spinifera, 1005 nucleotides. RefSeq lists its product as uncharacterized. NCBI's taxonomy places the organism in Eukaryota, Fungi, Ascomycota, Eurotiomycetes, Chaetothyriales, Herpotrichiellaceae. The transcript has a single exon. The record is from RefSeq and is a predicted model, not a curated record. The coding region runs from base 1 to 1005 and encodes 334 amino acids.